Messenger RNA from Alternaria arborescens, 453 nucleotides. RefSeq lists its product as hypothetical. Gene Ontology annotation, biological process: formation of translation preinitiation complex; translation reinitiation. The transcript has a single exon. Gene Ontology annotation, molecular function: translation initiation factor activity; mRNA binding. Bases 1 to 453 code for a protein of 150 amino acids. The record is from RefSeq and is a predicted model, not a curated record. Lineage: Eukaryota; Fungi; Ascomycota; Dothideomycetes; Pleosporales; Pleosporaceae.
AUGGCUCUGAAGACAAGCUUGGAUGCUAACGUCCUUCUAGAAGCGCUACAGCAGAACAUGGCCUCACUUUCCGUCGACGCCCAAAAACGCGCCGAGAAAGACGCACAGAAGAAAGCUGCCAAAGCCGCAACCGCCGAAGCACGAGCAGCUGAGACACGCGCCUCCUCCAAAAUCCUCAUCAAACGCAUAGAACGCAACAAGCGCAAAUACGUCACCGCCGUACAGGGUUUGGAAGCCUUCGGUCUUGACAUUAAGAAGGUUGCCAAGGACUUUGGCAAGAAGUUCGCUACGGGAUCAAGUGUGACCAAAAUCCCGGGUGGGGGCGAGGAAAUCACUGUGCAAGGUGAUCUGAGCGACGAUAUCUUGGAGUUCAUGGUGGAGAAGUACGAGGUACCUGAGGACAACUGCGAAUUGGUAGAGGACAAGAAGAAGAAGAAGGCCGAGGGAGGCUGA